Triticum aestivum (bread wheat) is the source of this 1008-nucleotide messenger RNA. Its product is annotated as putative F-box protein At3g52320. The record is from RefSeq and is a predicted model, not a curated record. Bases 172 to 1008 code for a protein of 278 amino acids. The transcript has 3 exons. Gene Ontology annotation, molecular function: protein binding. Lineage: Eukaryota; Viridiplantae; Streptophyta; Magnoliopsida; Poales; Poaceae.
GCAAGGUACCGAUCUGUUAUUAUUAUUUUUCGUGGACAAGCCAUCGAUGUAUUUAGCCAGGUCAUGCAAGAGAGUCGAUCGACACGUACAGACGUACACGGCCAGGCUGGAUCUAUAUAUAUAGAGCAAGUAAGUCCUCGGGGAGAUCGAUCUAUCUAGGGCAGGCAGGCCAUGGAGGAUGAGACGGCGGCACCAGCGGCCAAGAUCCGGAUCAAGACGAACCCGUACAUCCCCCAUGAGGUCGUCACCGAGAUCCUCCUCCGGCUGCCCGUCACAUCACUUCUCCGGUUCAGGUGUGUCUCCAAGGCAUGGCACACCACCAUCUCCAACGAUCCAUCCUUCCAGUGCACGCACCUUCGCCGGCACAGGACCGACGACCCGUGCCUGCUCAUCGCCCCGCGGAUCCAUGCGAUCGGCAAAAAUUUCAACGGUAGCCUCACCGGCCUCUACCAGUGGGAGGAGGACCAUGCCUACGGCACCGCGACGGCCCUCCUGUACCCAAUGCCGGUACCUCCGUUUCCCGAAUUUCUCGAGGCGCACGACCUUGUCCAUUGCGACGGGCUGGUGCUCGUGGGAACCCGGUCCGCAGCGUGGGUGCUCAACCCAGUGAUGCGCCGCGUCGUGGAAUUACCCUGGGGGCGCCUUGGCGGUUCAACGUCCUUCAGCUACCUCGAGGCGUUCGGUCUCGGGCGCGACCCUCGCUCCGACGCCUACAAGGUCGUUCGUUUCUUCAUGCCUCCGCGUGUGUUUAAUUACCUGAACCCGAGCCAUGAUUGUUUGUGGGAUGAGCCAAGUGCACUUCUCGCAAUCCCAUUCUUGAGGCAGCCGCUCAAUGAACUUGACUUCAUCAUCGACGAGGUUGUAGCUGAACACACCUCACGGCUGCCCCUCCUUGACCAAGCUGACCUCCAGACUGUGCCCUUCCAGAAUCAGCUUGUUGAGAUCAGUGAGAGCAUCAUCCAGAUGGGCAUGCGUCAUCUCUAUGGUCACAUGGCCGAUAACAUGUGA